Molecule: messenger RNA, 1743 nt
Organism: Ipomoea triloba (trilobed morning glory)
Lineage: Eukaryota; Viridiplantae; Streptophyta; Magnoliopsida; Solanales; Convolvulaceae
Product: lysosomal Pro-X carboxypeptidase-like
Exons: 9
Coding region: 59-1561 (500 amino acids)
Biological process (GO): proteolysis
Molecular function (GO): serine-type exopeptidase activity; dipeptidyl-peptidase activity
Source: RefSeq, a predicted model, not a curated record
ACAUCUCAUCAGAUCAGUUUUGAAUUACGUUAUAUUCCUUGCAAAAUAUAUAUAUACAAUGGAGUUGUUAAUAGCACUUGUAAUCCAAUGCCUCUCUCUCCUUAUUCUCUUCUCCACAACUUCCCUUUCCCUAAACCCACACCACAAUAUUCCUCGCCCACGACCACUGUCUUCUUCGUCUGUUUCCGACAGCACUGCUGCUUACGUCACAACCGGUUACUACAGGCAAACGUUGGAUCACUUCAACUACGCACCUCAAAGCUACGCCACCUUCUCACAGAGAUACAUGGUGAAUUCCCAGUACUGGGGUGGCGCCCAAUCCAACUUCCCUAUCUUCGCAUAUCUCGGCGCUGAAAUUGCCAUCGAUAAUGAUAUCACGAAUGCCGUAUUUCUCCUUGAUGUUGCCAAUCGUUUUAAUGCUCUUCUUGUCUACAUAGAGCAUAGGUUCUACGGGGAAUCAGUACCCUUCGGAACUCAGGCGGAUGCUUUGAAAAACGAGACCCUUCGUGGCUAUUUCAACUCCGCUCAGGCUUUGGCUGAUUAUGCAGAGGUGCUGAUAUAUAUAAAGAAUGCCUAUAGAGCUCAAAAUUCUCCCAUCGUUGUUGUUGGUGGAUCAUAUGGGGGAAUGCUUGCUGCAUGGUUUCGGUUGAAGUAUCCACACAUAGCACUGGGUGCCUUAGCUUCAUCGGCUCCCCUUCUCUACUUUGAUGACAUCACACCACAAAAUGGAUACUAUGACGUAGUAACUAAAGAUUUUAGGAGUGUGAGUGAGAGUUGUGUUGAAACUAUAAAAGAAUCAUGGUCCAAAAUUUCCGAAUAUGCUAACCAGACAAACGGCGGCCUCUACAAUCUCAGUCGCAAGUUCAACCUUUGCAAGAACUUGACCUCGCCGCAGGAGCUAACGUAUUACUUGCACAAAAUGUAUGCUGAUGCCGCUCAAUAUGACAAUCCGCCGUAUUAUCCAGUGAAGAGGGUGUGCGGCGGCAUAGAUGGCGCCCCCCAAGGCUCUGAUAUUCUUGACCGGAUACAUGCCGGUGUCGUCGCCUAUAAUAAUGGGGUUAAAUCUUGCUACGAAAUUUCCGGCCUAAACACGACGGCGUCGCCAGGAGAGGGUAAUAUAAAUUAUGGAUAUGCUUGGCAAAGAUGUAGUGAAAUGGUGAUGCCGCUUGCCCAAGGCAACGACUCCAUGUUCGAACCAUUUCCAUUCAAUCUGCAGAAAUAUUCCCAGGACUGCAUUGAUACCUACGGCAUUUCACCUCGACCACACUGGGUCACAACCUAUUACGGAGGACAUGAUUUUAACUUGGUUCUAAAAGACUUUGGUAGCAACAUCAUUUUCUCCAACGGACUAAGAGACCCAUAUAGCAUUGGAGGGGUUUUGAAGAACAUAUCAGAUACUCUAGUUGCAGUUUACACUCAAAAUGGCGCUCACGUUCUGGACUUAUUUGGGGAAUAUGCAUCACCUCCAAUUUGGUUAACCGAGCAACGGGAAACGGAGGUUAAGAUAAUACAAAGUUGGAUAAAUAAGUACUAUGCUGAUCUUCAAGGCCUCAAGAAAUGACAAUGUGGUUUUAAGGAACUUUAUAUAUAAAUAAAUAAUAAAAUAAGGAUUUAUCUAAGGUGUCAUAUGACGCUGUAGAAAUUCCAUUGAAAUAUAAGUGUAUCAUUUCGAUUUUUUUUUUAAAGUGUAUCAUUUCGUACUUCUUCUUAUCAUAUAAAUUCAGUUGUGGAUGCUUUGUUUCA